CCUCCUGCCUGCUCUCUCUCUCACACGCACAUACAUACACUCUCACCUUGCUGCUGCCAUUGCAGCUCCAUUUCUUCACUGCUGCUGCUAUGCUCUACCUCUAGUGACUCCUUUGCUGCUGCUACUCGAAGUUCCAAGCUUGCCUCCUGCCAAGCCCGUCACUCUCUACUGCUCUCUACCUUUCUCUCUCUCUUUCUCUCUCCCCUAGAUCUGGAUGUAUGCAGCCCCCUUGGCCGUCGGCACCCAGCUCCGAUGGUGGCCGCCGUGAAGAAGGCCAGUUGCAGUUCUGGCAACUCCGGUGACCCCAACAUUCAUAAGAGCAGAUCGAGGUGGCCCUGGACGCGUGGACGACCUGUGCGAGGUGGCCCUGGACGGGAUCCGGAGGGGAGACUGGUAGUGACGUGGCCGUCGCUGCAGCUCAUCGCCUGCCUUGCCCCGGAGGUUUUGCACUGGGCGUGCCAAGCGAUGUACAGCACCAGCGACAGCAAGAGGAAAGGGGGGCUGCAGGCGCCGCUGGGGAGGCGGAUCAUGGAGGCCACAGGCGCCAAGUGGCUGUUCCCGGAGGGUCUACGCGGCAACCCGAUCAUAGGAUGACGACGAGUGCGACCAUGGA
Oryza brachyantha (malo sina) is the source of this 613-nucleotide messenger RNA. RefSeq lists its product as uncharacterized. The coding region runs from base 253 to 594 and encodes 113 amino acids. Lineage: Eukaryota; Viridiplantae; Streptophyta; Magnoliopsida; Poales; Poaceae. The record is from RefSeq and is a predicted model, not a curated record. The transcript has 2 exons.